Pelagomonas calceolata is the source of this 926-nucleotide messenger RNA. Lineage: Eukaryota; Pelagophyceae; Pelagomonadales; Pelagomonadaceae. The record is from the annotation of a GenBank genome assembly.
GCUCGUAGACCGUAGGCUGCAGAGUAAAAGCUACGGCUAAUCGAUAGCUGGCCAUUGCUCCGGGCGCUGACGCAUUGCGCGCGCGGCCUGCUCCCGAGGGGUUAGCCGAUUCGCACGAUGUCGUCCUUCUUCGGGUUUGUGAUCCGUGAGGACAAGCCCGCGCUCGUGAAAGCGGACCCGGUCGCGGAGAUCAACCUGACGAUGGCCUGCGCGGUGGGCGAGGGCAACCGGCGCUCGGUCGUCUCGGUCCGGCCGGACGACGGCGACACGUUCACGCUGGCGGUGCUUUCUCCGGGCGUAGCGGACUUCCAGAGGGUCGACCUCAAGCUGACCGCCGGGAACGAAGCCCUCGAGUUUACCACCAGCGGCGCGACGGUGCACGUGACGGGCUACGUGACGCUGCCGCCCGAGUACACGCUCGACUCGGACUCGGACUCGGACUCGGACUACCAGGUGGGGACGUCGACGGAGCUGGCGCGCACCAGGCACGGGACGGCGAGGCUGGUCGAGGCCGACGACAGCGACAGCGACGACGAGAGCUUCGACCCGGACCUCAUGUUCGCCGAGUCCUCCGACGACGACGGCGAAAUGGGCGUCCAGCCCCUCCUGAAGCGCGCCGCACCAAUGCCCGCACCCGCCGCGAAGCAAAAAAAGCGCAAGGCCGCCGAGGCGGCCUCGGCGACGCCGGUGCCGAAGCGGCCAACCCCAUCGGCGAAACCGGAUGCCGUGUUCGAGGCGGCGGUCGUUCAAUUCCUCAAGCAGAACGGGUCGUCGCCGCUCUCCAAGGUAGGAAACGCCUGCAAGCGGCCGGCCGGCCUGUCGGUCAAGUUGAAAGCAUUCCUCCGGCAGCGCGAGAAUCUUUUUCACAUCGAUGGCGACCGCGUGGGGCUCGUGUAGCAAUAGAUUUAAGUUAAUGGACUAGGCGG